Molecule: messenger RNA, 3186 nt
Organism: Drosophila simulans
Lineage: Eukaryota; Metazoa; Arthropoda; Insecta; Diptera; Drosophilidae
Product: tyrosine-protein phosphatase vhp-1
Exons: 7
Coding region: 555-1886 (443 amino acids)
Biological process (GO): protein dephosphorylation
Cellular component (GO): cytosol
Molecular function (GO): protein tyrosine/serine/threonine phosphatase activity
Source: RefSeq, a predicted model, not a curated record
GCUCGAGCCGAUUCGUUUGGCGCAAUCCUCGUCCUGCAAACGGAACUCACGCGGCGGCUGCAGCUCGUUUUUUUUCCAUAUUUCCACUAUCCACACAUUUCACGGCUGCGUUUCUUGCGGUUUGGCUUUCAUUGUUUCUCGGUCCGCAAACGCUCGUUUUACGUUUACACCUUUUACGGCUCCCAUUCUAUAACGCUGCGGGCCGCAAAAACGACAUGGAAAAAUGGUUAGGAUACUAUCGACUUGGCUUUAACCGUCACACAGUUUAGUUUUGAGUUCACACUGAGAGAAAAGUAGCGAAAAUUUAGUGAACCGAAUCAAAAUUUUGUGCAUUUGUGCGGCCGCCGCUGGCACCGUGAUAUAACAGGAGUUGCCGCUCGACUUUCUCUACUCACUCUCCCUCUCUCGCGAGUCGAAGUCGUACUUGAAGGUCUCCAUGUGGCAGCUCCAUUGACCAGGAAGGCAAGCAACCGGAGCGCCCAAGUUAACCAAUGCUUUUGGGCCAAUUCGUUUGACAAUUGAGGAAGUGAGCCGCAACUUUUAAAUGAAGAAACAUGGGGAAUGGCAUGAACAAGGUCUUGCCGGGACUUUAUGUGGGCAACUAUCGCGACUCCAAGGAUCACACUCAGCUGGAAAGAUUCAAGAUCUCGCACAUCAUCGCCAUACAUGACAGUCCGCGGCGUCUGCUGCCGGACAAGCACUACCUGUGCGUGAUGGCCUCGGAUACGCCAGAUCAGAAUCUCUCCCAAUACUUUUCCGUCUGCAACGACUUCAUACACGCCGCCCGGCUUCGCGAAGGCAACGUGCUCAUCCACUGCCUGGCGGGGAUGUCGCGCUCUGUGACCGUGGCCGUGGCCUAUAUCAUGACGGCCACACACCUGAACUGGAAGGAGGCACUGAAGGUAGUUCGAGCUGGUCGCGCUGUGGCCAAUCCCAAUGCUGGAUUCCAGAGCCAACUGCAGGAGUUUGAGCAGUUUAAGCUGCCCGAGGAACGACGCCGCUUGAGGGAACGCUUUCCAUCCUCGGCUCUGGAGCAACUGGAUCGCACCAAGGUGGCCACCGCGCUGGACAACUACCAGGAGUUGCUGCAGAACCGCGACAUCUGCGAGGGUAACUGCUCCCGCGGCGAAAAAUGUCCUACAGGCGUCUGCAACAUGGACCCCACGAAGGGCUUGUUCCGACGUCGUCCCUCCAACGCCUCCACUCACUCGCGUCUGCGUGCCCAGUCCUCCAACGCCAACGCCUCGUCCAGUUCGCUCAGCGUGAGCAGUGCCGCCGCCCAAUCCUGCCCCACAUCGCCCAAGAGCUCACCGCUGCCCAUAGUCCGUCGUUCGGUGGGCAACGAGCGCAUACCCGAGGACGAGAUCGUCCUGGAACAGCCGCCCACCACAUCCCGUGAGGCGGCCGAGUAUGCCGCCGCCUUCGAGGAUGCUCGCCGGGAGCAGGAGCAGCGCCAGCAGCAGCUGUCCAGGAGUCAGCGCUCUCCCCGGCCGGGCAACUCCUCGAGAGAAGCGCCUCGGGUGAGUAGCGCCGGCAGUCGAAGGGAGUCGGCGGCCAGGGAGGGUAAUGGCUCCGCACAGCUGCAGCGGAGUGCCAGUACGGUCAGCGGUUUCGGAGUGCGUCCACGGAGUAGUCCGGCUGGACUGCACGCUUACACGGGAUCGGUUCCUUCCUCCGUCCACGGUUCCCGAGUGGAUUUGCGUGAUGCUGACAAGGGAUCGGCCAUAUACCUGGGCUGUUCCGCACCGAGGGCCUCCACACUAUCUAUAUCCUCGUCGAGAGGCUCGUCGGGAGGCUCGGCUCCACCCUCACCCUGCCACACUCCUCCCGCCAGUCCACGUCAUGGUGUAAAAAGAUCCACCAGUCUGGUGAAGAAGCCGAGAUGAAGUCCAGAGCAAGCCGUCAUUAGGCGAGGAGAAUUUUUUGUAAUGCGAGUUGCAUUGACACCCACUGCAUAUAAUCUGUAAUCCUUAAGCGACUUGCACCCUUUGGCAAAAUGCGCUCGUGACCUGCAGACUUGUUUGGAAGGGGACCAUGGAUACCCGCUUGGGAUUCGUAGGAUCCUCGAGUAGCUUACUCUUGUUAGACGCUUGGGCUGAGGAAUCCUUCGUUUUCGGCUUUGGCUACUAAAAGUUGUUGAUCAAUUUUUAAAACGCAUUCGAGGCACUCGCCUUCGAGUGCAGCCUGAAUUAAGAAAAUCAAAUGUUGAGAGAUUAUUUUUCAGAGACGCAUUUAAGAAAUACCGACAUAUACAUAUACACACAUAUUUACUGUAUAUUAUAUAGCGUAUUUAUUUAUACGAGCAGAUUUGUUGUCGGUCCAUUUGGAAGGACUGAUUCCCCGGCCUCCUGGUUAUGGCCAUUUGUUAGUUUUGUACCGAAAGAUGGCGCGUGCAAGCGAUUGUGGGGACAGUCGAACAAUAAUUGAGAAUUGUACAAUUGCGUAUUUUUGAUUACACCCACUGUUGUUGCAAAUAUUUUGAUAGCGAACCAAAACUAAUUGGGCGAAUCCCAAGGCAAGCGUUAUAUACAUUCAUACAUACCUAGUUGAUAUAGUAUUGACAUAUGAGAUUUGAGAUUGUUAUUUAGAGUUGUUGCAUUGUGUAGCAUUGAAUAUAUAAACAAAGUUUAUUAGCUCACCCCACCCUCUUUCUUCCACACACCAAGCAAAUGAAAAACUCGAGAUGAAAAGCAAUACAGAGCGGACUUUUCCACAUUAGAUCACAAAACAAAAUUUAACCAAAACAAACAAAUCGCAUUAAAGUGUGCUUUAAAGCUUGUGGCUUAUCAUAAUGAAAACAAAACACGAUUCAAAUUAUAAUCGAUAAGAAUGUAAAAUUAUUUACAAUCUUUCCUAGAAUAUCGAAAACAAUCUAAAGGACAUUUGAGACAUUUUUUCAAGCUGGCUUUGACAAAAUAUAAAUGGUUCGGAGAAACACAAAUACAUACAUAUGGCGAUGAACGGCGAUGAAUCAAAUACUGUAUUUAUAAUGCCUAGAGGAAUGCACAAAUCGGUUUUAAACUAAAGUUAUAUAAAGAAUAAAUCGUUAAGUUUGUCAAAUUAAUACAAUUAAUAUACAAUAAUAAAAGCAACUGUCUCCAAGACGCAAAAAUUGAAAUGGAACCUAAUUGCAACAUAGAACAUAAUAAAAUUUACCCUGGAUAUCCUUGGGAAAUAGUCGUUUAA